Molecule: messenger RNA, 3314 nt
Organism: Theobroma cacao (cacao)
Lineage: Eukaryota; Viridiplantae; Streptophyta; Magnoliopsida; Malvales; Malvaceae
Gene: IRE1A
Product: Endoribonuclease/protein kinase IRE1-like protein
Biological process (GO): intrinsic apoptotic signaling pathway in response to endoplasmic reticulum stress; mRNA processing; protein phosphorylation
Cellular component (GO): IRE1-TRAF2-ASK1 complex
Molecular function (GO): RNA endonuclease activity; protein serine/threonine kinase activity; ATP binding
Source: RefSeq, a predicted model, not a curated record
CAAGCAAGCAAAGCCGUUGGCGUUGGAUGCAGACAAAUAAAACCCAAAACCCACCCGAGUCGGGGAUCCUAAGAUUACAGGCCCCGAUCAAGGUUGGAAUCUUCCUACGCUGCAAAAAAAUUUUCUUGGCCUUUAAGUAACCAAACUCCACCAAAAUUCAAAACAUAGCUUUCCACAUUAUUUGUGCCUGUUUUCCAUCUCAUUUGAUAUCAAAUCAAUCUCCCGAAUGAGGCUUCUUUUGUGUUUCCUGUUGCUCCUAGCCUCUGCUUUCUCCACCUUCACCGCAAACUACAUGUCGGCCGCCGAGAACAGCGCAAUCCUGCUCUCAACUUCGCCGACUCCGAGAGUCGGAGGAAGAUCGCUCUUAUAUCUCCCUGAACACGAAACAGAAUUAGCUGCUAGGGCGGAUGGUACCAUUGUUUUAAGGACUAAAAAGUCAAAGAGAGUAAUCUGGUCGUUUGCCUCAGAAUCUCCUAUUUACUCUUCCUAUCAGGCUCCACCCCCCUCUGAUAAUGGCAAUGAAAAUGCCUCCCCACCAACCGCUGCUUUCUUUAUUGAUUGUGGAGACGACUGGGAGCUCUACGCGCAUGCCACCCACUCUAAUAAAAUGAAACUUUCUGUCACUGUUGAAGAAUUUGUCAAGCACAUGCCCCAUGUAUCCGAGGAUGGAGCAAUCACGCUUGGCUCUAAGAGGACAACUGUGUAUGUGGUUGAUGCUAUGUCCGGAAGACUACUGCAUGUUUAUAGGUCACCUGAUUCUCCAUCCAUGUUGGAGAGUGACAAAAAGGAGACUUCUUUAUAUGAUAAUGAUAAUGGCAAUAAGGAGCUGUUGAAGUCUGCUGCUGCUAACCCUGCUCAGCAGCGAUUUCACAUCACAAGGACUGAUUACACACUGCAGUCUUUCCAUCCUAACUCCGACAAGAUUGCAUGGAGUCUGAUGGUCGCUGAAAUUGGGGCUGCUUUACUUUGCCAGGAUGUUGAUGUUCCUUUCAUAACAUCUGCACUGAAUUCAAGCUAUGAGCUUCCUGAAAUUGGCAGUGAUUUUGAUUUGCCAUUUCCAUGUCAAUCAAAAGGUGUUGUUAUUCGGGAGCAGGAUACAUCAGAAAAUAUAACUACUUCUCAUCAUCAUGAUCCAAUGCUCCCAUUGCCUGCUUCACAUGUGCCUACUUUGCAGGCCAACCUUGGUUGGUCAUCAGAUGACCAUCAUAAUAGGAAGAUGCAUCUAGCGGCUGCUCCAGAGGCAAAGCUUCAGUUGCAACCCAAAGUUGAUAAUUUAUCAAACCUUUCUGACAAAAGUGACAAUAAAACAACUGUCCUUCUGCCUCCCUUGGAGAACAAUGAUUCUAGAAUAGCUGAUGUGCAUGAUCUGAGAACACCUCUUACUGAUGGCCAAAGAAUUUUUUCCAAAUAUUUAGUAGUAUUGCCCUUUAUUUUAUUUUUCAUAAUUUUAGUGGGCUUUGUCACCUAUCGCCGUAUUCUUGUGGCUAAAGAGCUUACUGCAUUAAAGGACCAGCCUGUCACUAAUUUAAAUGUUAGGCCUUCCAAGAGGAAGAAGUCCCGAAGAUUAGGAAAGAGUAAUGGACCUGUUGAGAAAAAGGAUAAGCACACAUCAUCUGAAAGUGAGGAUGGAUUUUCACCCAUUUAUGGUGACAACAAAAUGUUGCUGGACCUUAAUAAAUUUGUUGAUGGUGGCACUGAUGGACGUAGAAUUGGCAAGCUAGUUUUAUUUAGCACAGAAAUUGCAAAGGGAAGCAACGGCACAAUUGUCCUGGAGGGAUUGUAUGAAGGUCGAGCAGUUGCUGUGAAACGCCUUGUCCAAGCUCAUCAUGAUGUCGCUUUCAAAGAAAUUCAAAAUCUCAUUGCAUCUGACCGGCAUCCAAAUAUUGUUAGAUGGUAUGGUGUGGAGUAUGAUCAAGAUUUUGUGUAUCUUGCUCUGGAGCGUUGCACUUGCAGUCUGGGUGAUUUGGUUCAAAUGUACUCAGAUACAUCUCAAAACCCAGUAUUGAACGAGGAUCAAGCUACAAGUGCUAUGAUUGAGCAUAAAAUUCGCUUGGAUUCAGUGAAAGGUAUCAUGACGGAUGUUAAUUUGUGGAAACCAAAUGGCCAUCCAUCGCCUCUUUUACUAAAACUGAUGAGGGAUGUGGUUUCUGGUCUUGCUCAUUUGCAUGAUUUGGGAAUUAUUCAUCGAGACUUAAAGCCUCAAAAUGUGCUAAUAAUUAAGGAAAAAACAGUGUGUGCAAAGCUUUCUGAUAUGGGCAUUAGCAAGCGCCUUCUUGAGGAUAGGUCAUCCUUGGGUCACUAUGCUACUGCUUGUGGUAGUUCAGGUUGGCAAGCACCUGAGCAACUUCUUCACGGACGCCAAACACGUGCAAUUGAUUUAUUUAGUUUGGGUUGUGUCCUUUUUUUCUGCAUCACUCGGGGUAGGCAUCCAUUUGGCAAUCAUCUUGAACGUGAUAUCAAUGUUGUCAACAACCAAGUGAACCUCUUUCUAGUGGAGCAGAUCCCUGAAGCUGUGGAUCUGAUUUCUUGUUUAUUGAAGCCUGAGCCUGAAUUGAGGCCAAGUGCAUUGGAGGUGUUGCGUCAUCCUCUAUUCUGGAGUUCUGAGAUGAGACUCUCAUUUCUUCGGGACACUAGUGACAGGGUUGAAUUAGAAGAUAGGGAGGCUGAUUCUGACAUCUUGAAAGCAUUGGAGAGUAUUGCAACGGUGGCUCUAUGUGGAAAAUGGACUGAGAAAAUGGAACCUGCAUUCAUUGCUAACAUUGGCUAUUACCGCCGAUAUAAGUUUGAUAGUGUUCGAGAUCUGUUGCGAGUCAUGCGAAACAAGUUGAAUCACUAUAGAGAGCUUCCCAAAGAAAUUCAGAAACUAGUAGGGCCGGUUCCAGAAGGCUUUGAUGGUUAUUUUGCUACUCGAUUCCCGAGACUCUUUAUUGAAGUAUACAAAGUUGUUUACAGACACUGCAGGGAAGAGGAAUCCUUUCAGAAGUACUUUAAAAGCAAUGCUGUUUAAAAUCUAAGAAGAUUAAUGUCUCAAAGGUGUUGGUGUAGAUAGCUGAAUAAGACUGUGGCAAUGCUUCUGAUGUCUUAUUCACCGGCCCUCGCAGGUAGUGUAUAGUUUGUAAAUGUUUAUUGGCUGUGAUGUAAUAAUGUAUAUAUUUGUUAUUCCUUUUAUAUGGAAAAUGUGUAAAAUUUGCCAUUGCCAUGUGAGACUUAUUGGGGUGAAUUCUUGAAGUCAAAACAAUGAUAGAAGAAAGAAAAGGAAAAUGUAACUAAGCCUGUACAAAUACAAUAUUGAAGAUCGAUUUUUAUUAUUUGCA